GGAGAAGCGGUUGCGCUGUGUGUCGUAAGAUUGAUGUAUAUCUAACACUUCAGUGGACGGAGGGAACAUAAAGUAUGAUUUAAGCCACCUGAGUUUAGCACGUUUUAAGGGCGUUACAGUGUUGAAUAUUGUCUCGAGUGCACGAUCACCGGAAAAACACCAGUGCGGCGAUGGAGGCGGUGGCGGCCGAGGAGUUCGUGCGCCGGCUACGCGGCCUCAUCGAGCCGGACGCGCAGCUGCAGCGGGCCGGCCUCGCCUACCUGGACGGCCUCAAGGCGUCCGACGACGGCUGGCGGCUGUGCGUGGACGCGCUGCUCUCGCCGGCGCUCGACGCUGAGGAGCACGUGCAGUUCUACUGCCUGCAGGCGGUGGAGCACUUCGUCAAGACGCGCUACCCGGCCGAGGCCGACGGUGCGGCGCCCGCCGUGCGGCUCUUCAUCAGCGGCUGGGUGCAGCGCCAGUGCAAGCUGGGAGCCGCCGGCGCCAAGACGUACCUGCGCAACAAGGCUGCGCAGGUGUUCGCUCUGAUCUUCGUCGCCGACUUCCCGGACCGCUGGCCGACCUUCCUGCUGGACCUGAUGGGCAUGGCCGCGCUGGGCCCGCCCGCUGUUGACAUGUACCUGCGCACUCUGCUGCAGAUCGACCAGGAGAUCGUGGACCGGGACGUGGUGCACUCUGAGCAGGAGGCGCGCCGCAACACGCGCAUCCGCGACGCCAUGCGUGAGAAGUGCGUGCUGCAGCUGGUGGAGUCAUGGCACGGCACGCUGCAGUCGUACGCCACCACGCAGCCCCAUCUCGUCUGCAUGUGCCUCGAGGUGGUCGGCAAGUUCGUCUCCUGGAUCGACAUCGGCCUGGUGGCCAACGAGCGCUUCGUCGCCGUGCUGGUGACGCUGCUGGGGCUGGUGGACGUGCGGGAGGCGGCCGCCGACUGUCUGCAUGACAUCACGCACAAGGGCAUGGAGCCCGUGCCCAAGGUGCAGCUGGUCGAGUCGCUGUUCGCCGUACUGCAGCAGGCGGCCGUGUUCCAGCUGCUGGAGCGCGUCAACGAUCAGACGCCGGCCGAGGACGUCGACUAUCUCUGCAAGCUGGGCAAGGUACUGAACGGCAUGGGCAUCGAGCUGGUGCUCUGCUACCACAAGCUGGCCAAGGCGGCGGCGGCGGCGCCCGGGUCUGGCGCGCUGGCCGCCACCGAGGCGGCCAUCGGUGCCAAGGUGCAGCACAUGCUGGCCUUCCUCAAGUGCGACUACGACGACCCUUCGCGCAGCGUCAUCGACUUCGCCCGCGACUACGUGCAGUUGUUGAAGACGAAGCCGAUGCUGUCUGAGGCCGAGACGGGCCACGUCCGUGACAUGGUCUACGUCAUCAUCCACAAGCUCAAGUACGACGAUGACUACGACUUCCAGGCCAUGGGCGAGGAUGAGGCCAUGUUCCAGGAGUACAGGAAGCGGCUGAAGGUGCUGUACGACAACCUGGCGGCCGUGGACCGGGACCUGGUGCUGCACAUCACGCAGCAGUUCAUCUGCUCCACGCUCGACUGCUGGAAGUCGCUGCCCAUGCGGGACGUGGAGGCCGCCAUCACCAUGCUGUACAUGCUGGGCGAGGCGCUGCCGCCCGCCUCCGCUGGCAACUUCUUCUCCGACGAGCCGGCGAAGGUGACGCUGCUGCAGACGAUGAUGCGCCGCCUGGUAACCUCAGACGUCGUCUCGUACCCGCACCACAUCGUGCCGUUUCAGUACUUCGAGACGGUCUCCCGCUACGAGAAGUUCUUCACCGUGGAGGCGGCCCUCCUGCCGCAGGUGUUGACUGCCUUCCUGGACGAGCGGGGGAUGAACCACCCCAACGAGCGCAACAGGGCGCGCGCUGUCUACCUCUUCUCGCGUUUCAUCAAAUGUCUCAAGGUGCAGAUGGGCCCAUUCACGGACACCAUCCUGGGUCAGAUCAAGAACCUGCUCUCGCUGGACCCGUCCGACGCCACGCUGCUCAACCGCGAGGACCAGCUGUACCUCUUCGAAACCGUCGCCGUCCUCAUCAUCUCGGCGGC
Molecule: messenger RNA, 2041 nt
Organism: Pollicipes pollicipes
Lineage: Eukaryota; Metazoa; Arthropoda; Thecostraca; Pollicipedomorpha; Pollicipedidae
Product: exportin-T
Biological process (GO): tRNA re-export from nucleus
Cellular component (GO): nuclear matrix; nuclear pore; cytoplasm
Molecular function (GO): small GTPase binding; tRNA binding
Source: RefSeq, a predicted model, not a curated record